This is a messenger RNA of Nematocida homosporus, 477 nucleotides long. RefSeq lists its product as uncharacterized. The record is from RefSeq and is a predicted model, not a curated record. The coding region runs from base 1 to 477 and encodes 158 amino acids. Gene Ontology annotation, molecular function: DNA-binding transcription factor activity, RNA polymerase II-specific; RNA polymerase II cis-regulatory region sequence-specific DNA binding. The transcript has a single exon. Gene Ontology annotation, biological process: regulation of transcription by RNA polymerase II; cell differentiation. NCBI's taxonomy places the organism in Eukaryota, Fungi, Microsporidia.
AUGGAAGCUAGACACCGAAAAGCAAUCAUCGUGGAAACUGAGAAAAGGGUGGUAGAGGAGAAGGACCAGACAGAGGAAAGCAGUCCACAGGACUCAGAGUCGAGUUGGGUCAACACACAAGAAUCUAUUUUAGGGGACAAACCGUACAUUUUGCCCAACGGCGAGGUCUAUAAAAAGCGAGUGCGCACAGUGAUGACGCCCACCCAAAGUGAGUCACUUAAGAAGUACUUUAAGAUAAACCCGUUUCCUUCGGCUGAUAUCCGGGGAGCUAUUUCUGCCUCUUUGGGCAUGAAGCCUCGGACUGUCCAAAUAUGGUUUCAGAACCAACGACAGAAGAUGAAGCAUCUAAUGCAAGAGGAAGAAAAGAUCAAAAUUCAACGCAAAGAACCGAUCUACCAAGGGGACAAGGAUGAAGAAACUCUAUGGGUUUUAGCACACGUAUCCUGCGCAGUUUUUGGCACAGCCGAUGCUAUCUAA